UUCAACAUACUGUUAAUGCGAUUGAUUGAAAUACGAUUUGGAAGGUUUUGUUUUACUCUGGCCUGUCUAGUCUUGUUUAGUGUUUUAAUAAUUGGAUAAUUGUUUUUCUCAGACCUUUUUUUCACUUGUGUGAUCAAGUUUCAGUUUAUCAUAAUGCGUCUCAAGUGGGAUAAAAACAAUAAAGGAACCAUAUUGGAUGAUCCAUUCAUAUCUAAGGUUUCUCUUGGUGAUAGUAAGAUGGCCAUUUUAAGCUCAAAUCCUUCUGAUGAUGAAGAUGUAUUAUUCGAUGAAUCUGAGACCAGUCGGCUACAUAAAAAUGAUCGGUAUGAUGACGAGAAGGGUUCAACCUUACCAACAAGUCCUAAGUUAAAUAUUUAUAAAGGAAUCGUUUUCUCAGCCUUGUCCAGUAUAUUCUUUUCCAUGUCUUCAGCGAUUGUCAAGUAUCUCAAGAAUAUUCAUCCGGGCGAGUUGGCAUUAUUUCGUUUCAUAGGUAUUUUCAUUCUCUCCGUUCCCCUUGUGUUUUAUCACGAAGAAAACUUCUUAGGGCCAUCAGAUUUAAGAUUAUUCCUGGUAUUCCGAGGUAUUGCUGGUUCUACUAGUCUUUUCCUUCGCUUUUGCGCCUUCCGUGACCUACCAUUUGUCGAUGCUUCUGUUAUCAUCUUUACGGUCCCUGUUGUUGUUACGAUUUUUGCUUGCGUAUGUCUUAAUGAGCCUUGUGGGUUAUUCCAAACUUUCAUUGUCACCUUAACCAUGAUUGGACUUUGUUUAACUGUACGACUCCCAAUUUUAGUCGAAGAAGAAGGUGCUGUUUUCAAUCACAUAUUGAACAAGAUGCCGAAUAGUUCUUAUGUACCUGACAUCAAUCAUCAAGUCUCAAAUCAAACAAUUUUCAAUAGUCAUGGACAGCAACCUGGGUUCAACUUUUCUGAAGCAAGCUAUCUCAGAGGAGUCCUCGCUGGCUUAAGUUCAACAUUCUUUGCUGCUUCCGUUUAUAUUAUUUUACGCAGAGUUAAAGCAACGCAUUAUUCGGUAAUCAUGUUCAAUUUCGGGAUGGUUGCAAUAUUUGAAACUGCCCUUAUAACCACAAUUCUUGAUGGUUUCUCAAUUCCUUCAAGUUCAGAGGAAUGGAUUCUCAUAAUCUUCCUCAUGCUAUUCAGCUUCUUAGGCCAAAUAUUAUUAACCAAAUCACUCCAAAUGGAACAAGCUGGCCCUGUGGCAAUAGUCAGAUCAGCGACUGAUAUUGUCUUAGCAUUUGUGUGGCAAAUAUGGUUCUUCAAUCAGACCCCUGAUUUUUGGUCCGUCAGUGGUGCCUUUUUGGUAGUUUUGUGCAUCUUUUUGACCAGUUUAAGGAAGUGGAUUCUUUCAUUACCUGAACACUCGAUGAUAAAACAUAGACUCAAGUUUGUUAGAUGAACAAAUUAAUUAUUUUCUUUGCUGUGCUCAUUAAACAGCAUGUUAAAUUCUCGCACCUUGUGCUAAUUCACCAAAAGAAGUUAUCUUCAUUCCCAAGCCAAAGCAAACUCAAAAUCAAAAAACCAAAUGGUCCCGGCUAUAUCUUCUGUAUGGACGGUGUCCAGAUUUACCAAACAAAUUUACCAAAAAUGAAAAGCAAGCAACUUAACUUCUUAGCUCACGGUUAAAUGUCAACUCCUCGUCGUUUACCCAAGACAUCUUUGAGCCUAAGCGAUAUCAAUUUGUCGGUAACUUGCAAUAUUGUUAUCAAUAUAAUUUAAUGUUCAAGAUUCCAUUAUUUUUACUUCCAAAUACCUUUUAUUAAGGCUAACUAUGAUAGUCCAUUUUGUUAGCCUUAAAAGAUGUGAUAAAUACAGUAUAUGCUUUUUAUUAUUUUAUCUCGACAAAACAUGAAUUUCUGCCCUUUAAUCGAUUAGGAGAUGUCAAGUGGAUGAUCCAUCUCAGUCAGCUUGAUUAUAGAGGAAGAUCAAUUUAAAUCAGAAAGCAAAAUCUAAUAUUAUCUUACCAAACUUUCCCUUUCAUUAUUAUUCUCAGAAUUUUUUUUCCAUUCAAAAAACUGACUUAAAUGAGAGAAAAAAUUUUAUUUAAAUUCUAUUAAAAUCAAAAGAUUGCCCAUGCCUUCAGUAUUAACUUACAGGGAGAAACAAACCUUUGCCUAAACAUUUUCUUACCCAAACUUAUCUCAUAAGAACUGAGAAUUGGGUGGAAUCCUUGAUUUCUGUUAAUAACUUAAAAUUUCUAUCAAUUCAGAGUAUUUUAAAACAAAGAAAUUUUAAUAUAUUAUUAUUGAAUGAUAACUAACUUUAAAAUCAAUUGUUACCAACUCAAACAAAAAAUCCAAUUCAAUUUGAAAGAACCAAAAAGUAAAACAAUUUACUUGCAUAUAUUGUAACUAUAAGAACUAUUCAUGUAUUAUCAUCAUUCUUAUGAUUAUUGAAUUUAAUGUCUAUCCAUAUUGAUCCUUAUGUUGGACGAAUUCUAGUCUUUGUUAAUCCAAAAAAAGAUCAACUUAAUGUAAAUUGCAAUCAUAAUGAAAUGAAACCUACAACAAAGUGAGAUAAUUCAAAUGUAGUAAAUUUAUAAAUAUAUCAACUGUCAAACAAAAAACAAACAAUCCUAAUUAAAAGAUAAAAUUAUUGACAA
Messenger RNA from Tetranychus urticae (two-spotted spider mite), 2616 nucleotides. Its product is annotated as solute carrier family 35 member G1. Gene Ontology annotation, cellular component: membrane. NCBI's taxonomy places the organism in Eukaryota, Metazoa, Arthropoda, Arachnida, Trombidiformes, Tetranychidae. The record is from RefSeq and is a predicted model, not a curated record.